Messenger RNA from Triplophysa rosa, 1740 nucleotides. RefSeq names its product solute carrier family 22 member 7-like. The coding region runs from base 1 to 1578 and encodes 525 amino acids. Gene Ontology annotation, biological process: transmembrane transport. The record is from RefSeq and is a predicted model, not a curated record. NCBI's taxonomy places the organism in Eukaryota, Metazoa, Chordata, Actinopteri, Cypriniformes, Nemacheilidae. Gene Ontology annotation, molecular function: transmembrane transporter activity. The transcript is spliced from 9 exons.
AUGAAGUUUGAGGAUCUACUUACUGAGAUCAAUGGCUUCGGCAGGUUCCAGAAGAUGAUUAUUUGCAUCAGUUUUAUCGGACGAUUUACUCUCCCGUGUCACUUUCUGCUAAGCAACUUUAUCGCUGCCAUCCCUUCUCAUCACUGUGACAUCAGUUUUUUGGAUGUUGACGGGAUCUUUGGGAAUCUGAGCCGGGAGGAGAGGCUGACUGUCAGUAUUCCAAAACAGGAAGAUGGGACUCUUGCUUCCUGUCACAUGUUCUCUCAUCCUCAGUUCCACCUGCUGUCAAACUCAUCGAGCAGCACAGAUCUUCCUGUUGUUAGGUGUCAGAAUGGAUGGGAGUAUGACAACAGUACAUUCAGCAGCACUCUGGCCACACAGUGGGAUCUGGUGUGUGAUAACAGAGGUCUGAAUAAAGCUGUGGCCACCAUCUUCUUUGUUGGCUCAAUGUUUGGAGCAGUUUUAUUUGGAGGUCUGAGUGACAGAUUUGGCCGUAAGCCGAUGCUGCUGGUGUCGUAUGUUUUAGGAAUGGGUUUUGCAGUGGCCAGUGCUUUUUCCUCCUCCUUUAUCAUGUUUGCAGUGUUGAGAUUCUUCACUGGAUUAACCAUCACUGCCAUCAUCACAAUCUCAUCUGUACUCAAUGUGGAGUGGGUAGACAUUCAGCACAGAAGACUGGUGUGUUUGAUCGACAGUAUGGGGUGGACUUUUGGGACCACCGCUUUAGCUCUCAUUGCAUUCUGUAUAAGAGACUGGAGAUGGUUGACAGUGGCCAUAACUUCACCUGUAUUUUUGUGCACAAUUCUCUGGUGGUGGAUUCCAGAGUCGGCUCGGUGGCUGAUAGUCCAUGGAAAGACACAAAAAGCUCAUUUUUACCUUCAUAGAUGUGCAGUUAUGAACCGCUGUGAGAACAUUACCUCGAGCAUCCAACCUGAGGCUCUCUCUAGCAUCAUUGUGACAGACACAGAAAAGGGGACGUUUUCAUACCUGGAUCUUGUCAAAACCCCUAAAAUGAGGAGACUGGCUUUGCUCACAGGGACCAUAUGGUUUUGUGUUGCUGUUGCCACCUAUGGAAUAAGUCUAAAUAUAACAGGCUUUGGUCUAAACGUCUACAUUACUCAGUUUGUUUAUGGGUCCAUUGAGAUUCCAGCUAAACUGAGUAUGUAUUAUCUGCUUGAAAAGAUUGGCAGACGAAGGACAGAGACCGGUGCUCUGUUUUUGACUGGAAUCACCCUCAUGAUUAACAUUUUCACACCCAGAGAUCAACAGGUUGGACGUACUGUAGUAGCUGUACUUGGAAAAGGUUUUGCAGCUGCAGCCUUUGCUACAAUCGUAUUGUACUGCUCUGAGCUUUACCCAACUGUUCUCAGGCAAAAUGGGCUGGGCUAUAACUCCUUCGUGGGUCGUUUGGGUGUGUCUGUGGCUCCUUUAGUUCUCUUGUUGGAUAGUUUCUGGGGGUAUCUCCCUCAGAUCACCCUCUGUUCUGUGGCCUUCUGUGCUAGUAUGGUGGCCUGGCAGUUACCUGAGACACGAGGCAGGUGUCUACCUGAGACUAUAGAGGACAUUGAGGGUACACAGUAAGUAGUUGAUGCCAUGUUAUUUUAGGUUAUUAUAAAAAUAUGGACCUGAACUGAAAAUAUUCAGCUCAAAUAAAAUGUCAGAUAAUAUAAUCAAAACAGAAGUCAAAUUUAAAGUAAUUUAAGAAAUGCUUAAAAAUAUGUUAAAAAAAUAAUCUUACUGACU